AGCUGAUCUACAUUUCCCCUUUACUGCAUGUAAACAAACUAACAUAUGUUUUUAGGGUAAAAUAAAAUGAAUUGGCAAUACUUAUAUGACAUAACCUCUUAAUAAGUCGUAUAAAAACUAAGUGGAAAUACAUAAGUUGGUAAUACAAGAUGCUAAGAAAGCUUAGUCCAAUUGUGCCGCGUCUACUAUGCAAUAAUGCUGUAGCUGCCUUAAAUAAAACAACAACACAGCAUUACAGCGAUGGCCGUAGUGUAUAUGAACCGGACUAUUUGGAGUCUUUGAAACCGCAGUAUCCACAAUAUUCCUGUCUCAACGUACAAAUGAAGGGUUAUGAUUUUCCAGUACUUGAGAGCUAUCAACGUUACGUACAUAGCAUUGCGGAAUACCUAGAUAUUGAUGUUUCCGAUUGUUACGCUUUGCCACCACAAACCACACAAGUACAAAGAUUGCGUCCCAACUCCGCCGUUGUGGAUGCCGAAUACAAGCUGACAAUGUAUGAACGCAACCUGCAAAUCAACGAUGUGAACGCACCUGUGUAUCCGGUAUUUUUGCGCUUAGCACAAGCCGCUUUGCCCGAAGGUGUGCAGUUGAGUGUACAAGAACACUCUGAUGAGUUUGAGGAGCGUCGCUAUGUACCCGAUCGAGAUUUGUUAGACUUGAAAGCAGAAUUGGAACGCAUGCAAGCAGGGGGUGUGGGUGGUCCCAAAAAGAAAUAAUUACAAAAUGUCGUGGGUUUUCUUUCUGUUUACGUUACGUACAUGCAUAUAUUUGUGGCAUUCACAUGAUUUACACAAACUAAAGUGAAUAAAAAUACUAAAUUCAGCUUAAUAACUAAA
Molecule: messenger RNA, 836 nt
Organism: Zeugodacus cucurbitae (melon fly)
Lineage: Eukaryota; Metazoa; Arthropoda; Insecta; Diptera; Tephritidae
Gene: mRpL48
Product: 39S ribosomal protein L48, mitochondrial
Exons: 4
Coding region: 150-716 (188 amino acids)
Cellular component (GO): mitochondrial ribosome
Source: RefSeq, a predicted model, not a curated record